AUGAUGCAAGCUAGGAGGUUUAAGUAUGACGUCAUGGAAAUGACCGAGACGAGGCGACGCCACCUACUGAAUGCCGUGUAUGACACUGGAAAAGAACUGUUCCUAGGAACAUGCGACAGUAGAGGAGUUGGUGUCCUCGUCAACACGAAUAUUGCAAUAAACAUCAACUCUUUCGAAAAACUUGCAACUCGAAUCGGACGUUCACGGAUGGGAAGAAGUGGUCCAACACCAGCUUUGACUGCCUUUGUCGCUGCCGCUAAACAUCAAGCUACGAAGAAGAAAUCAAAGCUUUCUAUAUGGACCUGGAGAAGUUCUACAGAGAAGAUCAUACCUUCUACAAGAAGCCCUCCUCUCUACCCUGGUCGUGGAAGUUACCCGAUGGAGGGUAUCAUGAUGAAAUUGACCACAUCAUCGUCAGUAAAAGGUCUUGCCUGGGAUGUCGCUGUUGUACCAAAGUUUUAUACGAAAUCGACUAUCGCCUUCUUCUUCGACUGUUAG
Molecule: messenger RNA, 498 nt
Organism: Necator americanus (New World hookworm)
Lineage: Eukaryota; Metazoa; Nematoda; Chromadorea; Rhabditida; Ancylostomatidae
Exons: 2
Coding region: 1-498 (165 amino acids)
Source: RefSeq, a predicted model, not a curated record